GGCGACUAUGGGCAGACUGGGCUAUUGGACCCUGCUGGUGCUGCCGGCACUUCUGGUCUGGCGCCAUCCGGCGCAGGGUGCGGCGGCGGCGAAGGGUACCCCGGCGCUGAACAUCGCGGUGCUGCUGGGUCACAGCCACGACGUGACGGAACGUGAACUGCGAAACCUGUGGGGCCCGGAGCAGGCGACUGGGCUGCCCCUGGACGUGAACGUGGUAGCACUGCUGAUGAACCGCACGGACCCCAAGAGCCUCAUCACACAUGUGUGCGACCUCAUGUCCGGGGCGCGCAUCCACGGCCUGGUGUUUGGGGACGACACCGACCAGGAGGCCGUGGCCCAGAUGCUGGAUUUUAUCUCCUCACAGACCUUCAUCCCCAUCCUGGGCAUCCACGGGGGCGCAUCUAUGAUCAUGGCUGAUAAGGUAAGGCCGGAAGCGAUGGUCUGCGAGGACUCCGGAGUGCGCUAG
Molecule: messenger RNA, 466 nt
Organism: Myotis myotis
Lineage: Eukaryota; Metazoa; Chordata; Mammalia; Chiroptera; Vespertilionidae
Product: glutamate receptor ionotropic, NMDA 2A-like
Exons: 1
Coding region: 8-466 (152 amino acids)
Source: RefSeq, a predicted model, not a curated record